AGACAGAUUUUUCAUCUUUGUUUCUGCUUUUUCUUCUUCAUCCCAACCCAAUUUUCUUCCCCUUUAAUUCUCCGUUGCUUUCUGCUCAAAAGGGUAUUCCUAGAUUUUUCCGCGACGUGUCGGUUCUCCGAUUUCCGCCGGUUCUGAUCGAACUUCGUUUUGAUAAUUGAUUGUGAGAGAGAGAGAACAAGAAGAAAGGAGAUUGGAACACCGUCGUUUAUGGGAAAUUAGGGUGUUGAGUUGAACCUCUCUGGUGCUGGGGUGUUAAUUUAAUUGCUUAAUUAUGGGGUUGGGGAUUAACGAUGGUGAUGAUUUGGUAGGUGACGAUGGGGAUGGCGGUGGUGCUGAUUGUGGAAAUGGGGGCAAGUUUUUCUGUUCGGUUUCUUGUUCGAUUUGCCUUGAGACGGUCGCCGAUAAUGGGGAUCGAUCUUGGGCCAAGCUUCAAUGUGGUCACCAAUUUCAUCUGGACUGCAUUGGUUCAGCAUUCAAUGUAAAGGGUGCUAUGCAAUGCCCUAAUUGUAGGAAAGUUGAAAAAGGCCAAUGGCUUUAUGCCAGUGGUAGCCGUUCAUUUCCAGAAUUCAGCAUUGAUGAUUGGGCGCAUGAUGAGGACCUUUAUGAUCUGAAUUACUCUGAAAUGUCCUUUGGUGUUCAGUGGUGUCCAUUUGGUAGCUUAACGAGACUGCCUUCAUCUUUCGAGGAGGGUGAGUUUUCAUCAACUGCAUAUCAUGAUUUAGUAGGACAUCCUGCUAUCUUCGCUGAACAUUCGGCAGUAUCAUCUGCAUCUCAUCCAUGUCCUUACAUAGCUUACUUUGGACCCAUCCAUCCCUCAACCUCAAAUUCCAGUGGCAGUGUUCAGGAUAGUUCUAAUUUUAACGGUCAUUGGAAUGGUCCAUCAGUACCAAGUGAGAUACCAACAUCGUAUGCCGUUCCUGCAAUGGAUCUGCAUUAUCAUAGUUGGGAGCAUCGUUCUACUCCUUUCUCUACAUCUAGUAGUCGCAUAGGUAAUGCCGAUCAGCCUGCGAUGCCAGCUGUGGGUCAAAGGUCAACAAGGACAAGUUCUGAUAUACUGAGAUCAGGAGCUUUUAUGCAUCCAUUUAUAGUUGGUCACAGUUCUAGUGCAAGAGCAGGAACUUCAGUUACUUCCUCCAUGAUCCCCCCAUACCCUGGCAGCAAUGCUCGGGCCCAUGACAGAGUUCAAGCUCUCCAAGCAUACUAUCAACAGCAACAGCCUAGCAGUUCACCACCCAUACGUACACCCAUUAUCUCUGGGGCCCGAAGGUCCAACAGUCAUAGAGGUAUGGCUCAAGUAGGGCCAGUAGCCUCUACAUCAGAGCAGGCAAGUGGCAUCUACUUCGUCCCAUCAGGUACAUCGGGUCGCAACUUCCAAGAGGUGGAAAGUCCUCUGUCGACUCGUUCCCAUGCACGGGAGAGAGAUCCCUUGUCUACAUUUUCAUUAAACCCAGUUGACAGAGAACCAGGCUGGAGUUUUCAUCAAGUUGCCACUGUGUCUGAUCCUGGCAAUGGCAUCAGGCCGGGCAACUUCCGUCAAAGGCAUGGAUCCGAGAGGACGUCAUCACAUAAUCGGUCGUGAACUUUUCUUUCUUUAUGCCCCUUUGGUGAAGCAAAAACACUACAGAUACUAUGAAUGAAACUGAAGGUUGUGUAUGCUUGAGAAACGAUAUAUAAUGCUUCAGUAUGUGAAAUGCUGGCAGACUGAAAAAUACUCCUAAGGUGGCCCCAAAACAUUCUUCUUGAAAGCCACAGGGCAGUGUGAUGGACUUGGCUUCCUAUGGUUUCUUUGCCUUUAUGAGGAUAUUAAAAUAAAAUUGGGAAAAAAAAAAAAAGAAAAAAAGAAGAAAAACUUGUUGAAUGGUUAGAGAAAGUCAAACUUACUUUAAUCCUUUCCUUUUCCUUUGGCAUUGUCGGUUGCCUCUUUUUCCUUCCUUCUUUUUUUAUUAUUUGCAAAUAGAAAGAAAAAGCUAAUUUACUUUUACCUUUCAUCUUCCCCGGUACCACACUGCAUCAGUGUCGACUUUUUCCUUCCAUUUUUGCCUUGCUUUACCGCCGGCUGCUGCUCCUUUUUUUUUAUUCACCAAACAGCUUCCUCCAUAUUUACAUACCUUUUAACCUUUAAACUUCUUCCAGUCACUGCCGACUUCUUUCUUUCAUUUUUUUUUAUUUGCAAAUAGAAAGGAAAAGCCAAUUUACUUUUACCUUUCAUCUUCCCUGGUAUCGCAUCACUGUAUCAUUGCC
Molecule: messenger RNA, 2253 nt
Organism: Rubroshorea leprosula
Lineage: Eukaryota; Viridiplantae; Streptophyta; Magnoliopsida; Malvales; Dipterocarpaceae
Source: the annotation of a GenBank genome assembly